AUGGCCCCUGCAGAUUCAAGAACACAUCUGAAUGACACCUACCUGCAACGACCCCCUUCAUUUGAGCCCUUUGGCAUCCACCGCCAGGACCAGCAACAACGACAGGAGCGUCCCCAACGGAGAGCUGCCUCUGCCGAGACAGAGUCGAAAGGCAGGAUAACAGAUAAUGCCACCGUUCACGACCAGAAUAUCGACCCACGGCACAACGGGACGGACGCAACAGGUUCAAACCAGUACCAGGCCAAUCUCGGACGACCAACAAGGAUAGACCAUCGAACCAAGCGGAUCCCGGCAGUUGUUGGAGGGGUCACGAAGCAUGGAGAAGACCAUGAUGGUCGCUCAAUUGCAUCAAGCGCAACUACAACUUCCCUUUUCGGUCGAGGUGAAACUGGACCACACCGAGACAUACACCACUCUAAUCAGCACAUUCAGCACAACACAAGCCAGCCAAUGACCAUCCGAGACAUUGUCGACAGCGAAGAACUCAGGAACCAACUCGCUGAACUCCAUAGGUCCCUGAACAGCAAUCCCGACCCUCAUCCACCCCAGUACACAUCCUCAGCGCAGGCGCAAAACAGACCUUCCAACAAACAACCUUCACCAAAAUACCCACAGGCGCCAUCAUCAACCGUACAGACUGACCGGACUGGACCUCAACGUGGCUUGCGGGACAACAACGUGGCGAAUGAUCUGACCAUGGACACGUCCUUCCUCGAGAAGAGGUUCAGAGCACGAUUGGAAGCAGACAUCCAAGUGAUGGAGGCGCCUCGGGAACAUGAACAUACGACGGACAAUGGACGGGUGACAGCGAGCAGCAACAUUCGCGAGUCUGACUACCGAAAACUGUUACCCUCAGAACGACAGCGCCGGGAACUAUACUCUUCCUCCUACUCCCCUUCCAACUUUUCGUCUGUGGAGGAAAUCGACGAAGGCGUUGAGAAAGACGAGGACGAUGACGAGGACGAGGAACAAAAUACCGCCGAGCUCAAGGGACCAAACAUUCCCAGGAUAGUGCAGACCCCACCGUUAUCUCAGCCUCAACAACAACGGCCACUAAAUCCUACCAGCAGUUUGAACCAACGUCGCAUGGAACCCGUCGAGCAUCGGAAUAAUGGUCGACCUCCGAACGCAGGAUACGAAAGUGGCGGAGAGCUUUCGUUUGAUCGGGAAGUCGCCAGAGCGCGUGCCAGGCGAGAGUUUGGAGCGUCGCAGGACAAUGGCUCUGGCCGACCCAAUGGCGCAGGAGGCCCAGUUGUAAAGGCGAGCAGACUGGACCAUGGAAGAGAUUUGGCACUUGAGGAUCUUGCGUCACCCGUCCGUUACGACUUUGACGACACUCAAGGAGGCCAGCACCAAUUGAGAGUAGGCGAGCAGCCAGUCGGCGCAGUCGAACAAGGACCAAACAGAAGAGCUCGACCACAAUACCCCACCGUGACUCCUGAGGAAGAGAUGGAGCGUCUGAACAUGGUUACUAAAGCCGAAGACCGGUUCAUGGAGCUUGCCGGGUCGCUGGGAGAGGGACAAGCGGUCGCAUCUUUAUUGGGGACUUUGAAGGGCAUGAUCAGGCAGCUCAAGGCUGAGAAGAGAUCAUCCAUGUCGACGGUAAAGGACCUCAAGAAGGAUCUCAAGCAAGCACAACGUGAACUCCAGCGGACACGUAAGGCGAACGAGAAGCUUUCCAAGGCUAAACCGUCAACGACGAGCCAUAGGAACGGAUCGAAGCACGACAAAGGCACGAGCCUGGACUUAAAUAAUGCGACCCUGAGGCCAAAGAUAAACCAGUCCCAGGAGGAGAAGGAGCAGGAGAGGAAGAACGCCGCCAUCCAACGGGAGAAGGAUCGCGCUGAGCGAGAUGUCCGGGCGCUGCAGAAACAACUUGAUGCAUUGGAGAAGCAGAAGGAGGCUAUGCAGAAGCGGGAGCGACUCCGGGCAGAGGAAGAGGCGGACUUGCUGUUCUUGAUCGAGUCCGAAAGCGAGGACGAAGACGAGGAAGAGGAAGGCUCUGAGAGCGAGAGCGAGAGUGAGAUUGAGAGCGACGACGACGAUAGCUUCCGGAUACAGAGUGAGAGUGCAGUGAGUGGACGCAGCGAUCGAGAGGCACCUUUCGUUGAUACCCGGGCUCGCAGGAACCCAAAGGCCAUGAAACGAUCGUCUAGCAAAGGAACGUCAGCUACGAAGGCCAAGGAUGUUCGGCGCCAUCGUACUGAGGUCGACAACCACCGUGCGCGGGAUCGAACAAGGCAGGCAACCCAGGGUGCGGGUUCUCGUUCCAAAUCGGCUCACCCUUAUACUCACCAUCCCGUCGACAAUGUGGUCCAUAUUCACCGCCUCGUUUAUUAUGGCGACGCUGACAUGGAAGACAUUUCUAGUUCCCGGCCAAAAGUCGUCAAACCGCGUCUCCACCACUCAGCCUCAAGACUGGACGACCAGUUCGCCGACCGUCACGAGGAUGCUCAUCGUCUGAAUAUCGGGGGCGUUCAUCGUAUCAACGAUGCGGGUUUCAGUUCAUACCGUCGUGGCUCGCCACACCAAUUGGAGAAAUCUGGAGCCAGCAAGUCGAUUCUGAGCAGGUCAUUCCCAGGACAGAGGAUUCAUGCUUCGCAACACUUUGAAGCACCUGCUGAGGAAUUGAGUCCGUCACGACCGCAUCUAAGGAAACACCAGACUGCCCCUCAUGAGGUGAACUGGGAGGAACAAGGACAGCAGAGUAUCGGAAGACCUGUACAGGCACAGAAGGAUGGAGAGGCGUAUCCACUCUACCGGCCGGGGCCUCAAGCCGCUUCCACGACUCAAGGAUCUGCGCGUAUGGUGACACACGUGCAACAUGGUUUCAGUUUGCGGAGUGCUGGUGCCCACGAACUCACCGUCCCACUCAAGAAUCCAAACUCUCAGCGGAAAAAGAUAUCCAUUGACCUGCAGAGGAUCCUCUCGUUACUCAAGACUCACGAUCCAAGACGGUGUACUGUCUGCUGUAAUGGUGGUGACGGACGAGAUCAUUCUACGCAUCACCAGGACGACCAACAACAACAACAACAACAACAACAACAACAACAACAACAACAACAACAACAACAACAGCAACAGCAGCAACCUUCUCGGCCUACCAUCAAGAUUGACGGCAGGCCUGUACUCAUACGGCACAAGUCCUCGGCCACCACCACCACCAUUUGCUCAACAACAAUGCAGCCUUCGUCGUCUUCUCGUGCGGGUCGUCAUGCUGUCAAGAUCAACGACGAGUAUCGUGAUGCGGUCUCUGACUCUGAGCUAUCGGUGUCAUCGGUAUCGGACAGUGAGGUGAGGGGGAAGAAGGGGACUGCCAGGAACGAGUCGAGGGGAUCGAGGGAUCAUGGAGCAGGAGUCGGAGGACCGUCCUAUCCAACAAGGCAGCGGCGAUCACAAAGCCAACCGCCACAAGCUACCGAGGCCAAUGUUAGCAAUACCAACAACACCAAUAACGACCAUGAUGAUAAUGAUGACGAAGACGAUGAGCAGCACCCUCCAGAGUGGAAACUUCACGUCACGCUGUGCAAGCUAGACAAGGAGGUUCAACAGCUGCGGAAAUCUCACCUGGAUUUGUCUGGCAAGCUGGAGCGACUCGGAAGUUCAUCCAACCUCCAGCCUGCCUCUUCGAUGGUCGCCGCUGCUGCUGAUGAGACAGGAUCCCUGAGCCUGGAAGAGCAGGAGAAGAAGCGACAGCAGCGGCGACAGCUUCGACUGCAGCUUCAGCGAGUGGUUGAUAGUCUGGAGGAAAAGGCGGAGGAGAUCUUGAGUCUGCAGCAUUACCUUCUGGAACAGCAACAGCAAGAGAGUCAUGAGCAGUCAGAGUCGGUUGUGUCCGAAAGCAGUCGGUUGACGCGUAAAAUCCGGAAACCUUCCGCCAUCGCCGUGGAGGAUGAUGUUGGACAGGAUGGCGACGACUUGAGCGUAGGUGAGAGACAGGUUUCUGGUAGCAGGGGGUUGAGGGAGCCCGAGAGGUUCAAGCAUCGAACCGUCAAUGGAUCUUGA
This is a messenger RNA of Linnemannia hyalina, 4005 nucleotides long. Lineage: Eukaryota; Fungi; Mortierellomycota; Mortierellomycetes; Mortierellales; Mortierellaceae. The record is from the annotation of a GenBank genome assembly.